GUUGUAUUACCAAAUAUGCCUCCACUUUGUUCCUUUAUGUUUGACCUCUUUACCAAGCUUAUACUUCAUUAAUUUGGAUGUUCUAUAAUUGUGUAUAGUAUAUAUGCAUACUCUUUUCCUCCAGCUUCUGCUAAGUCACAUCACAUUCUGAUAUAAAGUUUGUCACUUCCACUUCUCUUCCUUUGAUCAUGAAUCGUGUUUCUCCUCUUUUGAUACGCAUUUGUUUCUUCAAUGGCCUAAACAGUCAAUGAGACGCUUAUCAAACCAUGUUUCUCCUUUUAUGAAACCGAGUGGUUGGUAUCUUCUGUCUUUAGUGGAUUUUAGUUUGGUCAGUGUUUGGUGGUUCAUCACAUGACAGGUUCCAAUCGCACAGUCUCUAUUUUCUAUUAUUAUUUUGGAUAGAAUUCGUUGGGUUCUGUGCACUUUGGUUCAUUGUUUUUUGCCUCCUCUAUAAGGGAUCAUAGCAAGCUAUAAGUUUUGUAUUUUGUGAGCAAUCGGUUGAGUUCAUCAGAUUUGAGUGUGUGAUACUGAUAAUAGUAAAAAGUUGAAAUGGGGAAACUUGGUUGGAUGUUUGACAAGUUGUGUCUUCCUUCUUGUUCAAACACCUGCUUCUGUGUUAAUUCCAUGGAAUUUGAAGAUGAUGAGUUUGAGAGCAAGCCUUUGAUUGACAGUGGCAGUGAUCUCAAACUAAGACUCAAGGAUCUAGUUGAUGGAAAACAGACAUUGGCUUUUCAAUUGAAACCUAAGAUAGUGAUACUGAGAGUGUCCAUGCAUUGCCAUGGCUGUGCAAAAAAAGUUGAGAAGCACAUCUCAAAGCUGGAAGGAGUUAGGUCAUACAAGGUAGAUCUGGAAACCAAAAUGGUAGUUGUAAGUGGCGACAUUCUUCCUUUGGAAGUGUUGCAGAGUGUUUCUAAGGUUAAAAAUGCACAACUUUGGAAUUCUCCCUGACCUCGGCAGAUUCUACAAAAGUCAUUUUCUUCUUAUUAAUAAUAUACAGAUAUAAUAAUAUAUUGAUAUUCAUGAUAAUACCCCGUGUAAUGUUCCAGCAAUUCUUUUGCAGGAAAAUAAAUAAAUAAAUAAGAAAUGCUUGAA
Vigna radiata var. radiata (mung bean) is the source of this 1092-nucleotide messenger RNA. RefSeq names its product protein SODIUM POTASSIUM ROOT DEFECTIVE 2-like. NCBI's taxonomy places the organism in Eukaryota, Viridiplantae, Streptophyta, Magnoliopsida, Fabales, Fabaceae. Gene Ontology annotation, molecular function: metal ion binding. The record is from RefSeq and is a predicted model, not a curated record. Bases 550 to 948 code for a protein of 132 amino acids. The transcript is spliced from 3 exons.